CCCAAGCACUAAAAAAAAAAACUAACUAUUAUCUUUUUCUAUUUAUUCAAAAGGGUCUCUCUCUAAUCUCUAUAGUCAAUAUAUCAUAUACCACUUUUUUCCCCUCCAUCCCACAUUACAAGUUUCUCUAUUUUCCCCCUUUCUCCUCCUCCUCCUUCCUUCAAUGGAGAAUUUCAGAUCCAUGUCCUGCAGAGAUGGGAGGAUCUCAACCGACUUCACCUACGAAAACCAGCCGCCGCCACCAGGGCCAAGAAACAUGCAAGGGCUGAGGUCUUACAGUGUAAGCCAUGGAGCAAGACAACAACCCAAUGAAGAAGUGAAGGCCAAGAAGCAAGAACAUGUUGAAGUUGUUGGUUCAAGAAGCUGGGGGAAGAUGAAUUUUGAUCCGGAGCUCCAGAGGAAGAAGAGGGUUGUUAGCUACAAAGCUUAUGCAAUGGAAGGCAAGAUGAAAGGGUCAUUGAAGAAGAGUUUCAGAUGGAUUAAAGAUGCCUGCAAUCAAGUUGUUCAUGGAUGGAAGUGAGAGUCAUUUCAUCUUCAAAUCUGGAUUUGAAGCGCAGCCCUUUCUGCCAAAUCAGUCGGAAUGAAGGAAAUUACUUUGGAUUUGAAUAAUCGAAAUACAUUCUUGAUAUAAUUUAUGUACACCUUCUUACUAGAGGAAAGAAACCAGUAAUGGAAUA
Molecule: messenger RNA, 677 nt
Organism: Linum trigynum
Lineage: Eukaryota; Viridiplantae; Streptophyta; Magnoliopsida; Malpighiales; Linaceae
Source: the annotation of a GenBank genome assembly